Molecule: messenger RNA, 1200 nt
Organism: Plasmodium fragile
Lineage: Eukaryota; Apicomplexa; Aconoidasida; Haemosporida; Plasmodiidae
Exons: 2
Coding region: 1-1200 (399 amino acids)
Source: RefSeq, a predicted model, not a curated record
AUGCAGGAUAAGGAAUGGGAACCGGUGCAGGACGUGUUGCAGGAUUUUAUUGAAUAUUUGAAGGACCAUAAUGAGGACUUUGACGCACUUGGUGCCAACUGUGAUAACACAGGUUGGGAUGAUAUGGAUCAGUAUUCCCGGAUGGGUCAGAGAGUGGCGGACAUGAUGAGAUGUCGACUCAUGUCCGGUGCGUUGUGGUUUGCAAAUGGUGAUAACAUAGAUGGAAAAGGUGGAGAUAUGGACGAAGACGAGGCGGCGCUCAGGUGCGAGGUGGCCCAUGUUUUGGGGCACUUACUGAAAGAAAGGUAUUGUAAAGAUCAGCAAAGAUGGCCCAGAGGUAUAGAGUAUGCUUGGCAAACAUUCAGGAAUAUGAAGAGCGGACAACCCGGUACGCCUGAUGCACUGGGGGGCCCUGUUAUAGACGGCCAGUGUACACCAUGUGGGUAUACGGGCUAUCAGAGGAAUAUAACAGCAAUAAAUUUGGCGAUAGCACAAUGGUUAUUGGAGCAUGGAAACAUAAGUGCUGAAAUAGCACAAAUGCAAGAUGCCAUGCCAUGUAAUAAGGAGUGGCAAGAGUAUCUUAAGGAGGGGGACCAACAAGGGGACCGUAUCAAAGACCGUUUGAGCGAAGAAGGGAAGGAGAAGAUAAAGGAAGGACAGAAGGAGCUGGCAGGAGCAGUAAUAAAGAUAAUUAAGAAAGUGCAGGAAGCAAAGGAUGACAUAAUGAAAGAAGCAAAGAAGAUAAGUGCGCAAGCCCAAAAAUCGGGGACAAAGGAGAUUGGGUACGGUAAGGAUAUGAAUAGUAACAACAGGAACAGUAAGAAUACGAAGACGAAGAAACCAGAAGCGCCACCACCUAAGGUACCAAAGACACCAAAGGAGGUUGUUCCUGAGGACACAGAUAAGAACAAACCACCAGAGCCAGGGAGUGGGACCGAUGGAAGAGGAAGGUCCGAUGAUUCCGCAACGCGAUCCAUACCACAACCCCCACCUGCGGCACCACCACGCGCAUCACCACCAGGGCCAACAGCAGACGGAUCAGAGAAAGCAGGUAAGAAGUCUAAGUCAACAUGUGGGACAACAACAGACACUGAGACUAAGGAGGUAAAUGGGAAUACCGCCACCAUCACAAUCACUACCGUGGAGUCCUCAUCCCCUGAAUGCUCAGGAAGCGGUACCCCAGGUAUUGAGUCCAAUUAG